AACUCCGGCGACCAACCAGGCUGCCUCCAAAGCAGCCAAACCCAAGCCACUGACCCGCCGCCGCUAGAUCUCGCCAAUGCCGCGGAGACACGACGCCCUCCGCCUGCUGCUGCUGGUGGUGGUGGUCGCCGCGGCGGAUGCGGCGACGGAGGCCGACGCGCUGCUGGCGUGGAAGGCCGGCCUGCAGGACGGCGCGGCCGCGCUGUCCGGGUGGAGCCGCGCCGCGCCGGUGUGCGCGUGGCGCGGCGUGGCCUGCGACGCCGCCGCCGGCGGCGCCCGCGUCACUUCGCUCCGGCUCAGGGGCGCCGGCCUUGGCGGCGGCCUCGACGCGCUCGACUUCGCGGCGCUCCCGGCGCUGGCCGAGCUCGACCUCAACGGGAACAACUUCACCGGCGCCAUCCCGGCGAGCAUCUCGCGGCUCCGCUCGCUGGCCUCGCUCGACCUCGGCAACAAUGGCUUCAGCGACUCCAUCCCGCCGCAGCUCGGCGACCUCUCCGGCCUCGUCGACCUCCGCCUCUACAACAACAACCUCGUCGGCGCCAUCCCGCACCAGCUCAGCCGCCUCCCCAAGGUUGCCCACUUCGACCUGGGAGCAAACUACCUCACCGACGAGGACUUCGCCAAGUUCUCGCCGAUGCCCACCGUCACGUUCAUGUCGCUCUACCUCAACUCCUUCAAUGGCAGCUUCCCGGAGUUCAUCCUCAAAAGCGGCAACGUCACCUACCUCGACCUGUCGCAGAACACUCUGUUCGGGAAGAUACCGGACACGCUGCCGGAGAAGCUCCCGAAUCUGAGGUACCUCAACCUGUCCAUCAAUGCGUUCUCCGGCCCGAUUCCGGCGUCGCUUGGGAAGUUGACGAAGCUGCAGGACCUGCGGAUGGCCGCCAACAAUCUCACCGGCGGCGUCCCGGAGUUCCUCGGGUCGAUGCCGCAGUUGAGGAUUCUUGAACUCGGCGACAACCAGCUCGGCGGGCCGAUCCCGCCGGUUCUUGGCCAGCUCCAGAUGCUGCAGCGGCUCGACAUCAAGAACUCGGGGCUCUCUUCAACUCUGCCGUCGCAGCUGGGAAAUCUGAAGAAUCUCAUUUUCUUCGAGCUGUCCUUGAACCAGCUCUCCGGUGGCUUGCCGCCGGAGUUCGCCGGGAUGCGGGCAAUGCGGUACUUCGGCAUUUCCACGAACAACCUCACCGGUGAGAUCCCGCCGGUGUUGUUCACGAGCUGGCCGGAGCUCAUAUCCUUCCAAGUGCAGAACAACUCGUUGACAGGCAAGAUUCCGCCGGAGCUCGGCAAGGCGAGCAAACUGAACAUCCUCUACCUAUUCACCAACAAGUUUACGGGCUCCAUUCCGGCAGAGCUCGGCGAGCUGGAGAACCUGACAGAGCUGGAUUUGUCGGUGAACUCGCUCACCGGACCGAUCCCCAGCUCGUUCGGCAACCUCAAGCAGCUCACAAAGUUGGCGCUAUUCUUCAACAAUCUCACCGGCGUAAUCCCGCCGGAGAUUGGCAACAUGACGGCGUUGCAAAGCCUCGACGUCAACACCAACAGUCUGCACGGCGAGCUGCCAGCCACCAUCACGGCCCUGAGGAGCCUCCAGUACCUCGCCGUGUUCGACAACCACAUGAGCGGCACCAUCCCGGCGGACCUCGGCAAGGGCCUGGCCUUGCAGCACGUGAGCUUCACCAACAACAGCUUCUCCGGCGAGCUGCCGCGCCACAUCUGCGACGGCUUCGCGCUGGACCACCUCACGGCGAACUACAACAACUUCACCGGCGCGCUGCCGCCGUGCCUGAAGAACUGCACGGCGCUGGUCCGUGUCCGGCUGGAGGAGAACCACUUCACCGGCGACAUCUCGGAGGCCUUCGGCGUGCACCCCAAGCUGGUGUACCUGGACGUCUCCGGGAACAAGCUCACCGGCGAGCUGUCGUCUGCCUGGGGACAGUGCAUCAACCUCACACUCCUGCAUCUCGACGGCAAUCGCAUAUCCGGCGGCAUUCCGGCGGCAUUUGGGAGCAUGACAAGCUUGAAGGAUCUCAAUUUGGCUGGAAAUAAUCUGACAGGAGGGAUUCCACCUGUGUUGGGAAAUAUCAGGGUCUUCAAUCUCAACCUGAGCCAUAACUCCUUUUCCGGGCCGAUUCCGGCGAGCUUGAGCAACAAUUCCAAGCUUCAGAAAGUCGAUUUCUCAGGGAACAUGCUUGAUGGGACGAUACCAGUUGCCAUUAGCAAGCUUGAUGCUCUGAUAUUGCUUGAUUUGAGCAAGAACAGGUUGUCAGGGGAGAUACCAAGUGAGCUUGGUAAUCUGGCUCAGCUGCAGAUCCUGCUUGAUUUGAGCAGCAAUUCUCUAUCAGGCGCGAUCCCUCCAAAUCUUGAGAAGCUGAUAACUCUGCAGAGACUGAACUUAUCACACAAUGAGCUCAGUGGUUCGAUCCCGGCAGGGUUUUCUCGCAUGUCAAGCCUCGAAUCAGUUGAUUUCUCUUAUAAUCGACUCACCGGGAGUAUACCGUCAGGGAAUGUUUUCCAGAAUGCUUCAGCUUCUGCAUAUGUUGGGAAUUCGGGGCUCUGUGGUGAUGUGCAAGGUCUAACUCCUUGUGACAUCAGUUCUACCGGAUCAUCUUCUGGGCAUCACAAGAGAGUAGUCAUUGCAACAGUUGUGUCAGUAGUUGGAGUGGUGUUACUACUAGCCGUUGUUACUUGCAUCAUACUGUUAUGCAGGAGGAGGCCUAGAGAGAAGAAAGAGGUGGAAUCUAACACCAAUUAUUCAUAUGAGUCCACAAUCUGGGAAAAGGAAGGCAAGUUCACAUUCUUCGACAUCGUGAACGCCACGGACAACUUCAAUGAAACCUUCUGCAUCGGCAAAGGAGGGUUCGGAAGUGUCUACCGGGCUGAGCUCUCCAGUGGGCAGGUUGUGGCCGUCAAACGCUUCCAUGUCGCCGACACGGGUGACAUACCGGAUGUGAACAAGAAGAGCUUCGAGAACGAGAUCAAGGCGCUGACGGAGGUCCGCCACCGCAACAUUGUCAAGCUCCAUGGCUUCUGCACCAGUGGUGACUACAUGUACCUGGUGUAUGAGUACUUGGAAAGGGGCAGCUUGGGGAAGACAUUGUAUGGGGAGGAAGGGAAGAAGAAGAUGGAUUGGGGCAUGAGGGUGAAGGUGGUGCAGGGGCUGGCUCAUGCCCUGGCUUACUUGCAUCAUGACUGCAAUCCAGCCAUCGUUCAUCGUGAUAUUACUGUUAAUAAUAUCCUGCUUGAGUCAGACUUUGAGCCGCGCUUGUGUGAUUUUGGCACGGCGAAGUUGCUUGGGGGUGCAUCGACGAACUGGACUUCUGUGGCAGGAUCAUAUGGAUACAUGGCUCCAGAAUUCGCAUACACGAUGAGGGUGACGGAGAAGUGCGAUGUGUAUAGCUUUGGCGUGGUUGCGCUAGAGGUCAUGAUGGGAAAGCACCCAGGUGACCUCUUAACAUCCCUGCCAGCCAUCUCAUCAUCAGAAGAAGAUGAUCUACUGCUCAAGGACAUACUAGACCAGCGGCUGGAUGCUCCAACAGGGCAGCUCGCAGAAGAGGUCGUGUUCAUCGUGAGAAUCGCGCUUGGUUGCACAAGGGUGAACCCUGAAUCCAGGCCUUCCAUGAGAUCUGUAGCGCAGGAGAUUUCUGCGCAUACUCAAGCCUACCUCUCUGAACCAUUCAAACUGAUCACAAUUAGCAAGCUAACAGACUACCAGAAGUGAAUAUAUAUCUGUGCAGAGAUGUAAAGCACCAGGAGGGGAGGAAGGGAACUUCGCAGUUAGUGAUUUGUAAGAUGCAUCCUCAGAUUAUAUUAAUGCCAAGGGUAAGCUUAGGAUAGUAUAUUACAUUAACUGCUGAUAAAUAUAUAGAAAUUAUUCUGUACACUGAAUCACAAAACCUGUCUUUCAUCAACUUUGUACAAUUGUAUUGCUCGUUGUUACUAUCCCUGUGGUAAUAUUAUUAUUUUCCCCCAUAGGCUAAACAAUAAACUUGUAAAUGUAAGACAGAGAAGAGAAAUGGAGAAAUUUAUGACUUUGCCA
Molecule: messenger RNA, 4036 nt
Organism: Oryza sativa Japonica Group (Japanese rice)
Lineage: Eukaryota; Viridiplantae; Streptophyta; Magnoliopsida; Poales; Poaceae
Product: probable leucine-rich repeat receptor-like protein kinase At1g35710
Biological process (GO): protein phosphorylation
Cellular component (GO): membrane
Molecular function (GO): ATP binding; protein binding; protein kinase activity
Source: RefSeq, a predicted model, not a curated record